Penicillium paradoxum is the source of this 1260-nucleotide messenger RNA. Its product is annotated as putative peroxisomal 3-ketoacyl-coA thiolase (Kat1). NCBI's taxonomy places the organism in Eukaryota, Fungi, Ascomycota, Eurotiomycetes, Eurotiales, Aspergillaceae. The coding region runs from base 1 to 1260 and encodes 419 amino acids. Gene Ontology annotation, biological process: fatty acid beta-oxidation; phenylacetate catabolic process. Gene Ontology annotation, molecular function: acetyl-CoA C-acyltransferase activity. The transcript has 6 exons. The record is from RefSeq and is a predicted model, not a curated record. Gene Ontology annotation, cellular component: peroxisome.
AUGUCUUCAGCACAACAACGUUUGAGCUCGGUCGCCAACCAGCUCGCAGCACCUGGUGCCGCCCGCCAAAAGAUCCUGGCGAAGAACCCAGAUGAUGUGGUCAUCACUUACCUCGCCCGCACACCACUCACUAAGGCUCGCAAAGGUGGCCUGAAGGAUACCACCGUGGAUGACCUCCUCGUGUCACUCCUCACGACUGUUCGCGAGAAGUCCAAGCUUGACCCCAAUCUCGUGGAGGAUGUCUGUGUCGGCAACGUCCUCUGCCCUGGCUCUGCAUAUGUCGCCCGCUCCGCCGUGCUAGCAGCAGGAUACCCUGUCACAGCCUCUGCCUCAAUUGCUAAUCGAUUCUGUUCAUCCGGUCUCCUGGCCGUGCAGAACAUUGCCAACCAAAUUAUUGUCGGAUCAAUCGACAUCGGAGUGGCCGUCGGAGCCGAGAGCAUGAGUAAUAACGCUGAUGGCGGCGCCCCCGAAAUGUCCGAGCGCAUCAAGCAGCACCCCAUUGCAUCCCAGAACUCCCAGCCCAUGGGCCAGACCUCAGAGAACGUGGCCAAUCAGUUCAACAUCACCCGUGAGCAGCACGACAAGUUCGCAGCUAAAAGUUAUCAGAAGGCCGAGCGCGCCCAGAAGGCUGGCUGGCUGGAUGACGAGAUUGUGCCCGUCAAGACUCAGAUUAAAGACCCCAAGACUGGCGAGGUCAAGGAUAUUAUCGUUGAUCGCGACGACGGUAUCCGCUACGGUACCACCGCCGAGUCUCUCGGUAAGGUCCGCGCUGCAUUCCCUCAGUGGGCUCCUAGUGCCACCACCGGCGGUAACGCCAGUCAGAUCACUGACGGUGCCGCUGCGUUGGUUCUGAUGAAGCGCUCGCGUGCUCAGGAGCUCGGCCAACCGAUUGUUGCCAAGUUCUGCGGAGCUACUGUUGCUGGUCUGGAGCCCAGAAUCAUGGGUAUCGGCCCAUCCCUUGCUAUCCCUAAGAUUCUGGGCAAGUUCAACUUGAGCAAGGACGACAUUGAUAUUUUCGAGAUCAACGAGGCCUUUUCUUCAAUGGGUGUUUACUGUGUCAACAAGCUGGCCUUGGAUGAAUCUAAAGUGAACCCACGUGGCGGUGCUAUUGCUUUCGGUCACCCUCUGGGCGCCACCGGCGCACGCCAGGUCGUCACUGCUCUAUCCGAGCUACGUAGACAGGAUAAGCGCGUGGCUGUGACCUCCAUGUGUGUGGGCACUGGCAUGGGUAUGGCCGGUAUCUUCGUUUCCGAGCACUGA